Molecule: messenger RNA, 2076 nt
Organism: Coffea arabica (coffee)
Lineage: Eukaryota; Viridiplantae; Streptophyta; Magnoliopsida; Gentianales; Rubiaceae
Product: protein FAR1-RELATED SEQUENCE 5-like
Molecular function (GO): zinc ion binding
Source: RefSeq, a predicted model, not a curated record
AUGGAAGAAAUGACAGCUCAUGUAGAUGAACUAGAACAGUUAUCUAACAAAUCGGCCAAGCUUGGUGGUGGUAUAAGUUGGAGAACCAUUGUUGAUCGGCUUGACAAAUUAUCUUCUGAUGAAAUUCAAGUAUUAACAUUUGAUUCCAUUGAAGAUGCCAGAGAAUUUUACCUAUGUCAUAGCAAAAUGGUCGGUUUUGGUAUUAGAGAGCGGGAUGAAAAGAAAGAUCGGAAAGGUAUUGUGACAUACAAACGAUGGGUAUGCAACAGAGAGGGCUUUAGAAAUAGCAAAUGGUUAAAUUUAGUUAACCGUAAGAAAGAGGCAAAACGCCUUACGAGCGUUGGUUGUCUGGCAACUAUAAUUGUGCAAUGGAACAAGGAUAUUCAGAAGUUUACGAUUAAGCGGUUUAAUAUGGAUCACAAUCACCAAUUGGCAAAUCAAGAAUUUGUACAAUUUCUUCGAUCACAUAGGAGUGUCAACCCAGCAGACUUGGAGCAUGCUAUUUUGAUGCAUGGAGUUGGUAUUCGAAUUCCUCAAAUAGUGGACCUUCAAGCUUACCAAGCUGGGGGCCACAACAAGAUGGGAUACACAGAAAAGGAUCUACGAAAUGCUGUUGACCAAUUCCAUAGAAAUGCACUUGAAGUUGGUGAUGCCUUUCAGGUGUUGGCAUAUUUGGAUGGUCGAGCAAAUGAUUCUCAAUCUCGUUUGGAUUACCAAUGUUUUGGUGAUGUUCUUGUCUUUGACUCUACAUACCGCACCAAUGCUUAUAGGAAGCCACUAGUAAUUUUGGCCGGCGUAAAUCAUCACUAUGUUACCACAAUUUUUGGGUGUGCAUUAAUUGCUGAUGAGACUGAGGACACAUAUAAGUGGGUAUUGGAAACAUUUUUGGAGGCCAUGGAAAAAAAGGCACCUAUCUCAGUUGUCACUGAUGGGGAUGGUGCAAUGAGAAAUGCAAUAAAGGCAGUUAUUCCUUCUGCCCGUCACCGAUUAUGUGCUUGGCAUUUAAAAAGAAAUGUUGUUACCCAUACAAAUAAGGGGUUCGUUCUUGAUUUUGAUGUGGCUAUGGACAUGAUUUGUAGCCAUGAAGAGUUUGAGAGAAGGUGGCAUUUGCUAGUUGAGAAACACAAUUUGAGAGAUAACCAAUGGGUUGUCGAUUUAUACAACAAAAGGGAAAAAUGGGCUGCUGCAUUUUUGAGAGGACACUUUUUUGCUGGAAUGAAAUCAACCCAAAGAUCAGAGCAAUUGAAUGCUACGGCGCACAAGUACCUUCAAUUCAAAAUGCUACUUUACCCGUUUGCUCAUCGAUUUGAGCUAUUUUUAUCAAAAGUUAGGCAGAAUGAACACAAGGAAAAAUGUAUCACAAGCCAGUCAUCUCCUGUUCUAAUUACUCAUUUGAGAGAAUUGGAAGGAAAUGCUGCAAGCAUUUUCACAAGAAAGAUUUUUUUCAAGAUUCGUGAUGAAAUUUCUGCUGAAGCCUCACUCCGCCUCGUUUCAGUUGUUGAUCAAGAUAAGGUGAAGUUAUAUACAUUCACUGAGUACUUGCAUCGAAUUUGCUCUUGGCAAGUGGAAUUGGAUAAAUCUGAAAGGACUAUUAUUUGUUCAUGUAAGAAACUUGAGUCAGAUGGAAUUCCUUGCUCCCAUGCGUUUGCAGUUAUGAAAGCUGAGGAUAUGGACGAGAUUCCUAAAUCAUGCAUUCUGUUUAGAUGGACUCAGCAAGCAAAGCCAGCCGAAAAAAACAUAUAUUCUAUUCAACUUGAAGAUUCAGCAAUUCAAGCAGCUCGAUUUGGUGCUUUAUGUGCAUUAAGUAAUCAAAUGUGUUUUUAUGCAGUUAAGACACAGCAAGGAUAUGAUGAAGCUAGAGAGUGCAUUAUAAAUUCAACAUCUCGUUUCAAAAAUCUUUGGGUGAAUGAUGCGCCUCUAGUGCAUAAAGCUAAAAAAAAGGAUAAUAUGAUGGAUGAGUCCAUAAAGAGGAGUGAUUUUGAUGUUCGUGAUCCAAUUGUUGUUGCUACAAAGGGACAAAAGGCAAAACAUUCCACUCACAAGCGAAAGCGACGACAAUGCAAAAAUUGCAAGUAA